Dendrobium catenatum is the source of this 2947-nucleotide messenger RNA. RefSeq names its product putative disease resistance protein RGA3. The record is from RefSeq and is a predicted model, not a curated record. Gene Ontology annotation, molecular function: ADP binding. The coding region runs from base 47 to 2947 and encodes 966 amino acids. The transcript is spliced from 2 exons. NCBI's taxonomy places the organism in Eukaryota, Viridiplantae, Streptophyta, Magnoliopsida, Asparagales, Orchidaceae. Gene Ontology annotation, biological process: defense response to other organism.
UCCUACUGUUCAGUUGUUCUGCCCUCACAACUCGAUCGUCGGUGCCAUGGCGGAAUUUGUUGUAGGUCCAAUCAUGGAGAAGAUCAUCAACGCUUGCGCUGAUUACCUGGAAGAUCAAGUCGGAGGGCAGACGAGCAUGAAGAAGGAACUGGAAAGCCUGCGAGAGAACCACCCGAAGAUCCAAGCUAUCGUCUUUGCCGCUAACCAAGCACAGAUCUGCGAUCAGAACCCGGCUUUCAACAAAUGGAUAUGGCAGCUGCGAGAUGCUAUUGAUGAGGCAGAUGAUGUGCUCGAUGAGUUCGAGUACAUGAAGCAUAAAGAACAGCUCACCAAAAACACGGAAGAAACAAAGAAACGAAAGGUCACGAGCUUCAUAUUUGAAAUUCCUCGUAAAAUUUUCAAAAUUGGCGAGCGUGUUCUCAAAAUGGAUCCCAACUUGAAGCGACUGGAGGAGGCUGUGCAGAAACUUGAUAAAGUUUCGGCUGAUGUUACUACUUUCCUUCAUCUUUUAGACAGCGCGAAACAGGAACAGAAGGAGCAGGAGGUUGAUUUCUACAAAACACGUGAAACAGGAUAUUUGCCUAAACAUGUUCUCAUCGGGCGGCGCAAGGAGAAAGAGCUUCUUAUGGAGUGGCUGAGGAAUCCAUCAAAUGAGCAUCGGGGAAGUGAUUUGUACAGAAACAUUUCUCUUCUAUCUAUAAUGGGCCAUGGUGGUAUGGGGAAGACAACUCUCUUGCAACAUGUAUAUAAAGAUGAAAUUACGAAGGACUUUGAUCGUAAAAUGUGGGUUUGUGUUUCCAACAACUUUGAUGUGAAAAAAGUUAUUGCAGAUAUGUUCGAAUGUCUUAAGAAUGAGAGGCCUCGUUUGGAGACACUUGUGGCACUUCAAAGGCUUCUCGAUGAGGAGGUGAUGUCCAAAAAGUUCUUACUUGUGCUGGAUGAUAUUUGGGAGGAGGAUGAGGAGAAGGAUAAAAGCAAAUGGGAGGAUGUGCUCGCUCCUCUAGCUUCUGGGGGUUUUGGUAGUAAGAUUCUGGUAACAACUCGAACGGACUCAGUUGCACUGAUGUUUGCAAAGGUAAUUAAAAAGAAGAAGGAAAUAGUAAAAUUAGAGGGCCUAGAAGAAGAUGAGUGUUUGCAGCUCCUCAACUCUCAUGCAUUUGAUGGCGUAGAGAACCCUGAUGAUCAUAAAAGAUUAAGAGCAAUUGCUGGAGAGAUAGUUAAAAAGCUUUCAGGUUCUCCUUUGGCAGCAAAGGUCAUUGGUGGCGUUCUAAAUUCUCUUGACUUGGAUGAAAGGCGUUGGAGGACAGUUCUAGAAAGCAAUUUAUUGGGUCAGAAUUCUAUCGAUUCCAUCUUAAGACUGAGCUAUGUAGUUCUGUCAAAUCCUUUAAAAAGUUGUUUCGCAUUUUGCGGGAUGUUCGCACAUGAUCAUGAGUUUGAUAAAGAUGAUUUAAUCCGAAUGUGGAUUGCAUUGGGUUUUAUUAAGCCAUUUCUUGAUCAAGAAGAGUCUAUGGAGGAUAUCGGCGGAAGGUAUUUUGAUGUUUUGGUUAAAAAAUCUUUCUUUGAAAAGUUUGACAAAGUCUAUGAAAAUUCUUCGUACUACAAGAUGCAUGAUUUACUACAUGAAUUGGCACAGUUAGUUUCCAUACAGGAAUGUUUAAGAGUUAAGGAUAGUAUAAAGUUGCCUUCGAUAAUUCCCGGGACUCUUCGACACUUGUCUGUUCAAACUACAGAUCUAGACAUCUUAAGAAGGAUUGGAAAGUUUAAACAUUUGCAUUCUCUUUUCUUGUUCAAUAAAGGUUCUAAUCGGGAUCUUUGCGGUGCACUUACUGAAAUAUUCAAAGCAUGUAGAAGCCUACGCUUAUUAUACGUAUUUGCUAAAGACUUGGAAAAGAUACUUGAGGAGAUUGGAAAUUUGAUACAUCUUCGAUACUUAAAGAUUGAUGAUUAUAAUUUGACCAGGCUACCAAGAUCUCUAAGUAAUCUCUAUCACUUGCAAUACAUAAUCUUUUAUAGCAACUGGCUUAUGCCAUGGAUUAAUACAAACCAAUUUAAAGUUGAUUUUUUACCAAGUGACAUUAAUAACCUUUCAAACUUGCGUUACGGGAAAUUACCCGGGUGUUAUAUGUCAUCAAUAUGUGGGAUUGGGAAGCUAAAGUUUCUUCAAGAACUGGAUAUGUUUCAUCCUAGAGAUGAGAGUGGUUAUAGAAUUGGGGAGCUGGAGAAUAUGAAUGAUCUUUGCAAAUUAGGAAUCACCUACUUUGAAAAUGUGAAGGACGCCGAGGAGGCUUGUAGUGCCAAAUUAUGUUCCAAGAGGAGGCUCAAAGAUUUAAACUUAUGUUGGUGUAACGCUAAUUCGUGGAACAUCCAUUUAGAUGAGAACGUGCUCGACAACCUUCAGCCACCAAAUUGUCUAAGGAAUCUGAGUAUAAGUCAUUACAUGGGUGCAAGGUGUGCAAUAUGGAUGAACAAUGUCAAUCCGAUCUACAAUCUAGAGAAAAUCGAAUUGGUACGUUGCUUGGAGUGUGAAACUCUUCCACCUUUUGGGCAACUUCCCUUUCUCAAGUCUCUGAGCCUUUAUAACAUGCCAAAAGUAAAAUGGCUCGAAAGUAAAUUUAAUGGGAAUGAUAAAUACCGUGCCUUUCCAUUGCUAGAGCUGUUAGAUAUUUACUGCUUAACAGCAUUAGAGGAUUGGUUUGAGGCAGGAGUAGCUGCUGAAGAUGGACGUUUGUUUCCUUGCUUAAUUGAAUUAUCUAUACGUGACUGCCCGAAGUUGAAAGAGUUGCCCUCUUUGCCUCCUAUGCUUCGGGAAUUACCGAACCUUCUUCCCUCUUUGAAAAGGCUAGUAAUUUGGAGUUGUCAUCCAGAGUUACAUGAGCGCUACCGAGAGGAUGGAGGCUCCGAUCGGCAAAAGAUUGCUCACAUUCCCGAUAUCCGUAUUGAUCCCUGA